Molecule: messenger RNA, 1892 nt
Organism: Solanum tuberosum (potato)
Lineage: Eukaryota; Viridiplantae; Streptophyta; Magnoliopsida; Solanales; Solanaceae
Product: cytochrome P450 CYP72A219-like
Exons: 5
Coding region: 108-1661 (517 amino acids)
Molecular function (GO): iron ion binding; oxidoreductase activity, acting on paired donors, with incorporation or reduction of molecular oxygen; monooxygenase activity
Source: RefSeq, a predicted model, not a curated record
CGGAAGUGUAUAAUUUUCAAGUGGAGUAUUGAGACUCUUUAGAGAUAUCCUACCCACCCCUUUAUAAAUAAACACAAUACCCCAAGGGACAGAGGCAGCAAGCAAACAUGGGUAUUGCAGUUUUCAUUGCUUUGGCCGUAUGUUUGCCUUUCAGUUUUUGGUGCCUAAAAUUGCUCUACUUUGUAUGGUGGCGUCCCAAAACAGUAGAAAAUGAACUGCGGCAGCAAGGAAUAUAUGGGCGUCCCUAUAGAUUUCUAUUUGGAAAUCUAAAGGAGAUGAUAGAGAUGAAUAAAAUAGCCAAGUCUAAACCCAUGCCAUUGCACCACGAUUUCACACCUCGACUUAAUCCAUUGUUCUAUGAACUGGCCACCACUUACAAGAAACUUUACUUGUUUUGGCUAGGACCGAUACCUCGAUUAACCAUUUUGGAUCCCAAGUUAAUUAAGGAAGUACUGUCAAACAAAUCGGGUGAGUUCAGAAAACCAAACAUCAGCGCUUUCCUGAAGCUAUUUGUAACGGGGCUGGGGACUUACGAUGGUGAAAAAUGGGCGAAACACAGAAAAAUUCUUAAUCCGGCUUUCCACAUGGAAAAAUUGAAGGUGAUGUUGGGAUUAUUUGUUAACUGUACCGAUGACAUGAUAAGCAGAUGGGACAAGCUAACUGGUUCAACGGGUGGUUCUUGUGAAGUAGAUAUUUCUCAAGAAUUUCAUAAUUUAACUGGAGAUAUGCUAUCGAAAGCAGCCUUCGGUAGCAAUUUUGAAGAAGGGAAGUUGGUAUUUUCACUUCUGAGAGAGCAAUGUGAACUAAUUUUCACUGCAAAGCUUGCUAUUAAUGUCUUCCCAUGGUUAAGGUUUGUGCCAACGAAAACUAAUAGGAGAAGAUUGUACAUCUAUAACACAGUUCGUAGUUCGCUAAAAGCAAUAAUUGAGAAACGAGAGAAAGAGGUACAAUCUGGAAAAUCACACAAUGAAGAUCUGUUGGGUUUGCUAAUGAAAUCUAAUCAGGAAGAACAGCAAGGGAAUAAGAACUCGAACAAAGGAAUGAGUACAGAGGAUAUGAUAGAAGAGUGCAACUCUUUCUAUUUUGCUGGUCAAGAGACUACUGCAACUUUGUUAACAUGGACUGCAAUUGUCUUGACUAUGCAUCCAGAUUGGCAAGAGAAAGCCAGGAAAGAAGUUCUUGAAGUCAUUGGAAAAGAUGAGCCUAAGUUUGAUCAACUCAACCAUCUAAAGAUUGUAACUAUGAUCUUGCACGAGGUUCUGAGGUUAUAUCCAUCAGGUUCUCUUGUUAGAGAAACAAACAAAAAGACAAAGCUUGGAGAGUAUACAAUCCCAGCAGGUGCGCAACUUUUAGUUCCUCUACAAACAAUCCAUCGCGAUACAGAGGCAUGGGGAGAAGAUGCUCUAAUUUUCAAUCCAGAAAGGUUUUCAGAAGGGGUAUCAAAAGCAUCAAAGGACCUGAUGUACUUUCCGUUUGGUUGGGGUUCUCGGAUAUGCCUUGGAAUGAAUGUUUCCAUGAUUCAAGGGAAGCUUGUUUUGGCUAAAAUCUUACAGAACUACUCCUUUGAGCUUUCCCCCUCCUAUGCUCAUGGUCCAACCAUGCCAGCUCUUGUUCUACAACCACAAUAUGGUGCUCCUAUGAUCCUUCGAAAGCUAUCAUGAUAUUGGUCACCCUAACAUGAAUCAAUAAAUCACUUCUCUGUUUCCUAUUGUUGUGAACUUUUCUUCAUUCUAUCCACAAACAGGAUUUGCUGGUUUUACAGCAAUCUCAAGUUCACAUCAUUACAUGAUGCUUAAAUUACAUGUUUGUUUUCAGAAUCUGUGUUGAAUCUUAUUAGCUAAAUCUGAGGCAAAAUGGGUUAAUGAAGUGACUAAUUUAGUUUUUUGAGUGUU